UUAAUACACAUAUUCGACAUAUAUUACCUACUUAACUAGAGUCUACCAAAAACCUAUCCAUGCAGGUCGAAGCCGCCUAAUUUUGGAAUAUCUAGUACGCUCAGAUUGUUUAUCUCCGUGGGUGGUCAUAUAUUGCCAAGGAAAAGGCAUGCCAAGUACUCCCUAAGUAGGUACUGAGCCUCCGAGGAAGUACGGUAAUCUAAUUAUCUUGGUCGAAAAUGAGCUUAAUGUUACAUCCAGAAGACAGAGGCGCGCCGCUAUGUACGCCACACGCUUGUUGAUUUCCUUAGCGACUCGGAUGUGCCCCUAUUGAUUUCCCCGAUACCUGUCGCUUUGCAUUUGCUCAGUGUAUAUACUCCGUAGUCUGCUAUGUUGUGCGAACGUCGUUUUGCUUCCUCAGUUGCCCUUUAGAUUCUGUACUAUAGUCGCUCGUUUUUGCUUUACAAAAUGAUUGCAGCCACUUCCACUGUUCUACUUGGAACCCUCGCUAGCGUUGUCACUGCGCAAACCGUCGACAUUUUUCUCCCCGAAUAUGGAAGAUAUUCGGACUCUUUGGUCGCUCAGAGUGUUGGAGAGAAUGCCGGUGUAACAUCCUAUCUCAUUGAAUGCGGUCCUCAAACUGUCACUUCGAUAUCCUGCUUCGCGCAGCCUACCGGAGUCGGUCGUGAUGGCGAAACACCCCCUAUCUGUACUGGCGAUUCAUCCUAUAACACCUACACCAGAGGCUCUUGUGUCGCCGCAGGUGCGACUCUACUCGAGGGUCCCUCUACCAUCGUUUUUAUCAAUCCUAGCGACAAUGGCGUCUCGAUCGACUGCUCAGUUGCGGGCACGGUGUCAGCUGUGUGCACGCAGACCUUCAGCGACCUUGGUCAUGAGAAAGUCUGGGUUGAUACCAUUUCCGGCGAGGACUUUUCCUUCUACCACGUUCCGCUCACUACUGGCCUGACUGCAAAUGGCCCUCUUCCAACACUCAAUGCUGGUGGUCAAGCAAGCACAAGCAGCGCACCGCCAGUAACUUCUUCUGCUAUCAGCCUUUCUCCGAAAAUUACCGCAUCAAUGGCCGCUCCUAGCACGACGCCCAGCACGACGUCCAGUACCACGCCCAGUACUACGCCCAGCGCAAGCACCACGUCAAGCAAUGCUGCAGUUGCAAGUAGCAGCUCAUUCAGUCCGCUCAACAAUACGACCUCGAAUGCGACCAAACCGGCAACCAAUGGUUCUUCCAACACAACUACCGUCACACCUAUUGCUACCGAGGCCAUCAGCGGAGCAACAGCCCUAACCCUGUGGGUGACGGGGGCUGCUGCCGCAGCCGUGGUCGCUGCUGCGGUUAUAAUCUGAUCUGGCAUUGACUUCUUGAAAAGGGCCUGAAGGAAUCCGAAGAUGGUAAGUUUGGACGUAUACUAGAUCUAUCAAUACUUUGAUGAUAGUGAAGAUAGCAAUUAUAUUGUGAUGUCCUUAACAUUCAAUAUACUAAGUAACGGUGGAUCCGAUUAUCUGCUUGCUGGUAUAUCACGUCAUGAGACAUAAAGAGCUGAGUCAAAAAUUAUGGGA
Messenger RNA from Paecilomyces variotii, 1554 nucleotides. RefSeq lists its product as hypothetical. NCBI's taxonomy places the organism in Eukaryota, Fungi, Ascomycota, Eurotiomycetes, Eurotiales, Thermoascaceae. The transcript is spliced from 3 exons. Bases 448 to 1341 code for a protein of 297 amino acids. The record is from RefSeq and is a predicted model, not a curated record.